UCCGGGUGGGAAAAAGAAAGUGGAAUUUCCCAACAUUUGUUGAUAUUUAGCGAUUUCUACGCUUGCACAAAGUAACUUAACUAACAAAUAAGACAAUACAAUGGGGAAAAGUAUUAUAAUCACGUACAUAUUGUGGUUUUUGGGAGGAUACUUCGGGUUACACCACUUUUAUCUUAGAAGAGACAGACAUGCAUUUGUUUGGUAUGCUACAUGGGGUGGCGUAUUUGGAAUAGGAUGGUUGAGAGACUUACUAAAAAUUCCUGAAUAUGUUCAAGCUGUUAACCAGGACAAUGAAUAUAUGUCAGAGUUGACACAGAUCAUGCGCAUCAAAAGGCGUUCAAGUUUUAGCACGUUACGCUUCGCUGGAGAACUAAUUUUGGGUUACCUCUUUGGGUUCUGUUUCCGUCUUGCAUUUCCCGAAGAACUGUUCAGCAAGGAAAGCAUCUUCAGGAUACCACUAGAAUUUAUUGUUCCAUUGGCAAUCGCUAUUGGUGUACACACAGUAGCUAAUAUAGGCCAUGAUAAGUGUUCAAUGAAAUGGCCCCUCAUUGGAGCGUAUAUUACAUUUCCUAUUCUCCUGUAUGGAGCUGAAUAUAUGCUAUACACUGUCCUCGCCAGUGCCAUUGCCGCCAACUGGAAAGGGCGAGAAUGGCGGAGAACAUAUCCUGAAAAAUCGCACGUUUGUAAACGAUUUUUAAUUCUGGCUUUGUGCUGUACAUUAUACACAAGUACAUGGAUGAGUAUGUUCUAUAACAAUGUGUAUGUGACUAAUGAAAUGGGGGAAAAGAUUCGAGUGAAAGAUGCUCUGAAACAUUUUUUCAAUUCCCCAGCUUGGAAACAGACAAAAGAGAGUCUGCAUGAUGUUUGGGAAUAUUAUCAGCAACAUGGCUGGGAGAAGAUGUAUGAAAAAAUAGUUGAGCAGCUAGAUCCCCUUGGGGAGGAAAAUGCGUACAAGGUGCUUGGGUUAGAGAGGGGGGCUGACCAGAAGGAGAUAAGACGUCGUUAUAAAGACCUUGCUCGUGAAUUGCAUCCAGAUAAAGUUAAAGAUCCGAAAGAGAAAGAAGCUGCACAGGAAAAGUUCAUGGAAAUCCAGCAAGCUUAUGAGACAUUAUCAGAUCUUAAGGAACGUAGAAGUCGCAAGAGUGGUAAACAUAAAUAUGCAGAGUCAAGAACAGAAUUCUAGUGUUCGAACAAACAUAUUGACAUUGUUUAUCAUCAAAGUUUUUACAUAGUGUUCAUUUCAUUCCAUCAAACCCUUGUAUUUCUCUCCAUUCUCCAUAAGACUGGUGAAUGCUAAAUUGACAAAAAGGGGAUAAGAAGAGCUGUCUCGCAAUCUUCUUUUGACUGGCAUUGACAGAUUUGGUAAUAUUGUACCAUUAUGUUCAUCUCCCAACUAAAUGUUUCAUUUUGAAAAGAUCGCAAAAGAAUGCUGGGAGCAAAUCCUUCUUUGGAGCUUGGGAGAUGAUCAGAGAUUUGGUGAAAGACUAAAAGCUUUAAUUUUUUUACACACAAAGCUUAUUAUAACAAUUGUUAAUAAGAUGUUCAGAAUCAUGCUUAUUGAACUUGUGGUGUCAGGUCACUAAUAUUAACUAACUUGAAAAGCGGCACAUCACAAGCGACAGUGGCAAUUGAGGUGCUGACUUGCUUAUUUUUAUUUGCCUAUCUGAUAUUACUACUAUUUAACAUUUAAUCAAGUAUUACUGUUUAUUACAUUAUCUCUAAGAAAACAUAUUUUUUUGCUCUCUAAGAUAUCCAAGAUAUCGCAAUAUUGUUAUAUUAUAUCCCCAUCUUUAUCGAGAGUCAAGUCCAUAUUUUUCAUUUUAAAUGGAUCAGCUGAAGGACCAAACAUUAGGGCCAUCAUGAAAUAAGGGGGACAUUUAUUCAAGAACUUUCUCAGAGGAGUAUCACAAACAAUAUACAUGUACAUGUAAUACAUGUAAUAGUAUACAAUUUUGUCUUGAUCAUGGAUAUAUGCACAAAUAUGACCACUCAACUCACAAGGCGUAUUGCUUUUUAUUUUUAUUAAUCAUGUUUUAUUAUGUCACCACCAAAAAG
Molecule: messenger RNA, 2055 nt
Organism: Owenia fusiformis
Lineage: Eukaryota; Metazoa; Annelida; Polychaeta; Sabellida; Oweniidae
Source: the annotation of a GenBank genome assembly